This is a messenger RNA of Drosophila mojavensis, 2818 nucleotides long. RefSeq names its product NADH-ubiquinone oxidoreductase chain 2-like. Gene Ontology annotation, molecular function: NADH dehydrogenase (ubiquinone) activity. Gene Ontology annotation, biological process: mitochondrial electron transport, NADH to ubiquinone. NCBI's taxonomy places the organism in Eukaryota, Metazoa, Arthropoda, Insecta, Diptera, Drosophilidae. The record is from RefSeq and is a predicted model, not a curated record. The transcript is spliced from 2 exons.
AUGUACUACUGGGUUCAUACCCCAUUUAUAAAGGUUUUAAUCCUUUUCUUUUUAAUUUUUAAUAAUUCUUCAAAAAUUUUAUUUACUGCAAUAAUAAUUAUUGGAACUUUAAUUACAGUAACUGCAAAUUCUUGGUUAGGAGCUUGAAUAGGUUUAGAAAUUAAUUUACUAUCUUUUAUCCCCCUUAUAAGAGAUAGAAAUAAUUUAAAAUCUACUGAAGCUUCAUUAAAAUAUUUUUUAACCCAAGCUUUAGCUUCUACAGUUUUAUUGUUUUCUGUUAUUUUAUUAAUAUUAAAAAAUAACAUAAAUUACGAAAUUAGUAAUUCUUUUAUUUCUAUAAUUAUUACAUCAACUUUAUUGUUAAAAAGAGGGUCAGCUCCGUUUCAUUUUUGAUUUCCAAAUUUAAUAGACGGAUUAACGUGAAUAAAUGCUUUACUAUUAAUAACUUGACAAAAAAUUGCACCUUUAAUAUUAAUUUCUUAUUUAAAUACAAAAAAUAUUUUAUUAAUUAGAGUAAUUUUGUCAGUCAUUGUAGGGGCUAUUGGUGGUUUAAACCAAACAUCCCUACGAAAAUUAAUAGCUUAUUCUUCUAUUAACCAUUUAGGAUGAAUAUUAAGAGCAUUAAUAUUAAAUGAAUCUGUUUGAUUAAUUUAUUUUUUAUUUUAUUCUUUGCUAUCAUUUACAUUAAUUUUUAUAUUUAAUAUUUUUAAACUAUUUCAUUUAAAUCAGUUAUUUUCUUGGUAUUCCUGUAAUAAAAUUUUAAAAUUUGUUUUAUUCACAAAUUUUUUAUCUUUAGGAGGAUUACCCCCAUUUUUAGGAUUUUUGCCAAAAUGAAUUGUAAUUCAACAACUAACUUUUUGUAAUCAAUAUUUUCAAUUAUUAAUUUUAUUAGUAACAACAUUAAUUACACUAUUUUUUUAUCUACGAAUAUGUUACUCAGCAUUUAUACUAAAUUAUUACGAAAUCGUUUGAAUAAAUAAUUCACAAGUAAACAAUUUUACUUUAAAUUUAUUUAUAUUACUAUCAUUUUUUUCAAUUUUUGGUUUAAUUUUUAUUUCAAUAUUUUUUGCUAUAUUUUAAAUUAAGGCUUUAAGUUAAAUAAACUCAUAGCCUUCAAAGCUGUAAAUAUAGGUAUACCCUUUAAGCCUUAGUAAAUUUUACACCUUCAAAAUUGCAGUUUGAUAUCAUUAUUGACUAUAAGACCAUAAUAAUUUUGAUUAAGAAGAAUAACUCUUAUAAAUAGAUUUACAAUCUAUCGCCUAAACUUCAGCCACUUAAUCGCGACAAUGGUUAUUCUCAACAAAUCACAAAGAUAUUGGAACUUUAUAUUUUAUUUUCGGAGCUUGAGCUGGAAUAGUGGGAACUUCUUUAAGAAUUUUAAUUCGUGCUGAAUUAGGUCAUCCAGGUGCACUAAUUGGAGAUGAUCAAAUUUAUAAUGUAAUUGUCACAGCACACGCUUUUGUAAUAAUUUUUUUUAUAGUAAUACCUAUUAUAAUUGGGGGAUUUGGAAAUUGACUAGUACCUUUAAUACUUGGGGCCCCUGAUAUGGCAUUCCCUCGAAUAAAUAAUAUAAGAUUUUGACUUUUACCCCCAGCUUUAACUUUAUUAUUAGUAAGCAGUAUAGUUGAAAACGGAGCUGGAACAGGGUGAACUGUCUACCCUCCGCUAUCUUCAGGUAUUGCCCACGGAGGAGCCUCAGUAGAUUUAGCAAUUUUUUCUUUACAUUUAGCAGGGAUUUCUUCUAUUUUAGGUGCCGUAAAUUUUAUUACAACAGUAAUUAACAUACGAUCAACUGGAAUUACUCUUGACCGUAUGCCUUUAUUUGUGUGAUCUGUUGUAAUUACAGCUUUAUUACUACUGUUAUCAUUACCUGUCUUAGCCGGGGCUAUUACAAUAUUAUUAACAGACCGAAAUUUAAAUACUUCAUUUUUUGACCCCGCAGGAGGGGGAGACCCAAUUCUUUACCAACAUUUAUUUUGAUUUUUUGGGCACCCAGAAGUAUAUAUUUUGAUUUUACCAGGAUUUGGAAUAAUUUCUCAUAUUAUUAGUCAAGAAUCAGGUAAAAAGGAAACAUUUGGUUCUUUAGGAAUAAUUUAUGCUAUACUAGCAAUUGGUUUAUUAGGAUUUAUUGUAUGAGCUCACCAUAUAUUUACAGUUGGAAUAGAUGUAGACACACGAGCUUAUUUUACAUCAGCAACAAUAAUUAUUGCCGUACCUACCGGGAUUAAAAUUUUUAGUUGAUUAGCUACUCUUCACGGAACUCAACUUACAUAUUCCCCAGCUAUUUUAUGAGCAUUAGGAUUUGUAUUUUUAUUUACAGUUGGUGGAUUAACUGGAGUAGUUUUAGCUAAUUCUUCUGUUGAUAUUAUUUUACAUGACACUUAUUAUGUAGUAGCUCAUUUUCACUAUGUUUUAUCAAUAGGAGCAGUUUUCGCGAUUAUAGCAGGGUUUAUUCAUUGAUACCCAUUAUUUACAGGAUUAACUCUAAAUUCUAAAUGAUUAAAAAGUCAAUUUAUUAUUAUAUUUAUUGGUGUAAAUUUAACAUUUUUCCCUCAACAUUUUUUAGGAUUAGCAGGAAUGCCUCGACGAUACUCAGAUUACCCUGAUGCUUAUACAACAUGAAAUGUAAUUUCUACUAUUGGUUCAUCAAUUUCAUUAUUAGGAAUUUUAUUCUUUUUUUACAUUAUCUGGGAAAGUUUAGUAUCUCAACGCCAAGUUAUUUAUCCAAUUCAAUUAAAUUCAUCAAUUGAAUGAUACCAAAACACUCCCCCCGCUGAACACAGAUACUCUGAAUUACCUUUAUUAACUAAUUAAUUUA